Molecule: messenger RNA, 435 nt
Organism: Opisthocomus hoazin
Lineage: Eukaryota; Metazoa; Chordata; Aves; Opisthocomiformes; Opisthocomidae
Source: RefSeq, a predicted model, not a curated record
AUGCCCAAAGGCCGACUUCAAACAGAACUGAAUCGGGACGGUUCUGCCUGGAGCGGUUCUCCUGAAAAGGAAGAUAGUAAAAGGCAUGUUGUCUUCAGUACCAGCAGUGAUGAUGAUGAUGUGAUAAAGAAGAGGCAACAAGAUGUGGUGAGGUUUCUGGAAGCCAAUCGCAUAGAGUUUGAAGAAGUGGAUAUCACAAUGUCGGAGGAGAAAAGACAAUGGAUGUAUAAAAACAUUCCUGAAGAUAGGCAGCCCGCGCAAGGCAAUCCACUGCCACCACAGAUAUUCAGUGAUGAUCGGUACUGUGGAGAUUAUGAUGGUUUUUUUGAAUCAAAGGAGAGCAACACUGUCUUCUCCUUUCUUGGACUGAAACCUACUUUGGCAUCAAAGAGGUAUGAUGUGAAUGAUGUUCAUGACUACCAGCUGCUGGAGUAA